AUGGUUGUUGAAGCGCAAAUCGAGGACCAAGGAGUUGGAAAUACGGCCGAUCUCGAGCGAUGCGAAAAGUUCGUGCAACGAGCAGUUCAUUCGAACCCGACUGUGCAGUUCAUGGUGAGAGCGCUCCGCGAGGCCGGGUGCCCAGUGUUCGUUGAACAGACGGGAACGCCGCCUUCGCCCGGGGUGCAGUCCUUGGAGCCCGGUGCCGCGGAGAAGUUGUCUUCUCGGAUCUGCUGUCGCCACUGUGAGGCCGCUGUUGGCGGUGGCUUCCAGGACGAUGGCACCGUCAUCCUGUGUGCCAAUCAUUUGCAGUCGCAGUCAAUGACAUCGACGACGCUAGUCCACGAACUUAUUCACGCCUACGAUCAGUGUAGGGCAUAUUUGGACUGGAGCAACUGCGUCCACCAUGCCUGCAGUGAGAUUCGAGCCGCUGCACUCAGCGGUGAUUGCGACUGGCUCCGUGAAGUCGCUCGUAGCCAUUUUCGCAUCGGCGGGCAGUUCCGUCGUUGCAUCAAGCGCAGAGCCGAAAUGAGCGUCAAAAUGAACCGCAACUGUAGUGAAGCAGAAGCUCGAGACGCCGUAGAACGUGCAUUUGAACCAUGUUAUCGCGACACUGCUCCGUUCGAGACCAUUCCCUAG
Cyanidioschyzon merolae strain 10D is the source of this 639-nucleotide messenger RNA. RefSeq lists its product with no specific name. The coding region runs from base 1 to 639 and encodes 212 amino acids. The transcript has a single exon. The record is from RefSeq and is a predicted model, not a curated record. Gene Ontology annotation, biological process: mitochondrial proton-transporting ATP synthase complex assembly; mitochondrial protein processing. Gene Ontology annotation, cellular component: extrinsic component of mitochondrial inner membrane. Gene Ontology annotation, molecular function: metalloendopeptidase activity. Lineage: Eukaryota; Rhodophyta; Bangiophyceae; Cyanidiales; Cyanidiaceae.